AAUCGCAUGUCGUCACACAGGAACCAAAGGAGGCGGUCAAACAAAGAUGGCGUUCCGCGAUGAAGCAGGAAAUAUACUCGGUUUUCAGUAAAUCUCCUCAUCUGAGAGCACCGACUGGAGCUUUUAUGUCCAAGGACAAGUGAGAGACCUAUUCGGAGACUGAAGACAGAGCAGAUACUGUUACUCUAAAUGGCUGCGAGGAAGUCUGGAUCAGAUAUCCACAACAACGGACCUGUCAGCUACCUUGAUGGUGUUCCUUUCAAGCUGAAUGAGAAGUUCCGCUGUCCCUCAAAAGUGGGUCUUCCCAUUGGCUUCUGUUUGUCUGAUUGUAAUGCCAUACUCUCGGAUCUGCAAUAUGACUUUAGUCUAGAGAGGCGCAGUGUUCAGUGGGGGGAAGAACUCGCCAAAGCGCGAGCUGCUGAGGCUCGAGCAGCGGAAGUCGCCCGGACGGACUCUGAAAACGAAAGGCAGGCUGCUGCUCAGGAAGCAGAUGCUGGAUUGGUUGGGGGGAAGAAAGCACACCCUUCUGAUGAGCAGGACGUUGUCCCACCAGCAUUGAACCCAGUUUUAGCUGGCCUACGGCAUACAGAAAUUCUCACGCCUCUCCCAGCCCCAUCUUUUGGACCAACACGACCAGCACCUAGCAACCCGGCUCCACAGAGUCUGAACUUAGCUGACUUUGAGCGAGAGGAGGACCCUUUUGACAAACUUGAGCUUAAAACACUGGACGACAAAGAGGAGUUGCGGAAUAUUCUGCAGAGCCAACCGCAGUCGUCUGUUUCACCGCCUCCGCUUCCUCCAGCAGAACAUCGCCCCACUUCUCCCAGUGAUACGCCUCCUCUUCAGGCCAAGGAAGGAAUCUUUCAUCAACCCAAUGGACUGGUUGGACUGCUGGACUUAGACCGGGGUGGGGUUGUGGGAAUCCCCCAUGGACAGAUUGAUGCAGACCGCCCAUGUAACAUUCGCUCAUUGACUUUCCCCAAGCUUUCAGACCCAGGAGACUCCCCCUUGGAACCACCUUUCAGCAUUUACCCAGCAGCCCAACCACGCAGCCUAUCCAAUGGCACGCCACUGGCCCUGCAGAGAACAGCAUCAAAUACCAUCACAACACUCCGACAAGAGCAACCUGUCUUUCCUCAGAAUGGGGCACAGAAGCAGUCAAACCAGGUCAUAGCGACUAACCCUCCACCUGCUUCCACGAUCCUACACGGCCUCUCUCCCAGCGAACGACAGUGUGUGGAGACGAUAGUGGGCAUGGGUUAUUCAUUUGAGGGGGUUCUCAAAGCCAUGCAGAGACAAGGACAGAAUGUGGAACAGGUGCUGGAAUAUCUGUUUACUCACAGUCGACUGUGCGAUCGAGGUUUUGAUGCGACUGCUGUUGAAGAGUGCUUGGAGAUGUACCAGGGUUCAGAGGAAAAGGCUUUGGAAUUUCUGCAGCUGAUGACUCGGUUUGGAGAAAUGGGCUUUGAGAGGGACACUAUUAAAGAGGUACUGCUCGUGCACAAUAACGACCAGGACAAGGCAUUAGAGGAUCUGAUGACCCGAGCAGCUGCGAGCUGAGCCCUGAGAGUCUCCCCUCCUCAAGCCAGCCCUCCUUUGGCCCUCAGGGGGGUCCUGGCUGUGGAAGGGUGGGAUUCACUCUAAGACAAGACGACUGAUUUUGUACCCUAAUAAAGAUACACGGCUUGGGGUAGGGAUUGACGGCAGCACCCGACAGUGCAUUCAUCCCUCCUCAGCUGUAUGUCUGUUAA
Carassius carassius (crucian carp) is the source of this 1751-nucleotide messenger RNA. RefSeq names its product ubiquitin associated protein 1 (gene ubap1). Gene Ontology annotation, cellular component: ESCRT I complex. NCBI's taxonomy places the organism in Eukaryota, Metazoa, Chordata, Actinopteri, Cypriniformes, Cyprinidae. Gene Ontology annotation, molecular function: ubiquitin binding. Bases 190 to 1560 code for a protein of 456 amino acids. Gene Ontology annotation, biological process: ubiquitin-dependent protein catabolic process via the multivesicular body sorting pathway. The transcript has 7 exons. The record is from RefSeq and is a predicted model, not a curated record.